ACCCAAUACCUUGUAUUCCUCUCCAAAUUCCUCAGUAUUCUCUUUCCCAGCGUGUCAGUCGAACCAAAUUCGAAAUUCCAAACCAUACUAUCUUCCUGCAAUAGAACGAAUCCCAAUAACAACACAUACAACUAUUUUAAUUCCUGUAAUCCGUACCGUCAAUAUCCCCUCCAUUUCUGCGACCUCAAUUCCACCGGUACAGAACAACGCUGAAUCUAAUUCCGAUAAUUAA
This is a messenger RNA of Funneliformis mosseae, 232 nucleotides long. Lineage: Eukaryota; Fungi; Glomeromycota; Glomeromycetes; Glomerales; Glomeraceae. The record is from the annotation of a GenBank genome assembly.